UUGCCUAAAUUUUUAUUAUAGUUAUAAUUCUUACAAAUGUUGAAAGCUCUGUCCAAGUUGUAUGAUACAUCAAUCAUAAGCAUUUUAAAUGAAACGAAGUAAGAAGAUGUUCACCAGGAUUACAUCCAUGCUGCAUAAUGCAGUGGAAGCACUUGCACCUGAAAUGACAUUGCUUGAACAGUUUCGCUAUCACUGGAAAUGUGUAACUCAAUUUUUUCUCGACACAUCAGAUGAACGAGUUUCAGUUGAAAGCACAGCAAUUCCACACCAUUUGGAACAAAUGAUCAAUGUUUUGCAGCAAGAAGAACAAGAAAAUGGAACUGCAAGUGCUGGUCCUUCAAUGGAAUUCAUGCUACAGCAUAAGAUUUUAGAAACAAUGCAAACCCUGGGUAAAGCUGAUUGUCCACCUGGAAUGAAACGUUAUGUUCUUGUGUUCUUCACUAAUUUAUUGGGUAAAUCAAGACAACAGUUAUUGCCUCAUGUCAAUGUUCAUAAGCCAGUUAAUAAAUUAAUUCGUUGUUGUGGAAAAAUAAAAGCUGCACCAACUGAAACAGAAGAAGUGCAAUUCCUUCUUCAAGUCUCUUCAAAGUUAAAACAGGACUCGUACCUGGUUAAUUUUUUCCUAGAGGCACCAAGUACUACUGAAAGUGGAUCAUCUCCACCCUUGUCACCAGGAAUGGAACGAGAACGUGAAAAACCUGAAUAUAGUUUAGUCGAUGCUUUAAUUGUUCUCACGAAUAGCGAGGACAGUAGAGUGGCGAUAAAAGCAUGUGAAGGCCUUCUCCUCUGCACUUCUAUUCCUGAAGAUCAAGCUGCUAGUGUUAUUGUCUUGUACACAGCUUUCUGUGAGAGAAUGGCUGAUCAACUAGCAAAAUUAUUUCGUGGAUUACCCGCAGUUAUUGACCCUGCAGAUAUGAAUCAGUUAUCUACUACGUGGGGAUUUGACCAUGAAGAUCAAGCAGGUCCCCCUAUUACUGGAAAACGUCAAAUGAUAGCAUUUUUUUCAUGGUUGGAUUACGUCAAUCAACUUAGUGUUGAGGCGCAUUCUAUGGUGUCUAAAGCACUUGCUGGUGCAAUACGUGAAAGAUUCAUCCUGACAGCUAUUGAGCCUGGUCUUUCCCAAGCAUCAGAGCCAUGUGCUAUCACUGUCACUGCAGUUUUAACUCGUUGUCUGAGACUGGUGUCUUCCGCUACUUUAGCACAAGAGUUUGCAGACAUUCUUCUUGGGCAUGACACUAACCCUGAACAACCAGACUAUCAAAGUCCGCAUAAACUGCGCCAUUUACUCAUUCAAAGGAUUAACCACUUGAGCGAUCAACUUGCAGUCGAAACUUUGCGAUUAUUCCAAGCGCUACUGCAACUGUCCUACCAACCAAUUAUAGACACUUUAGUUGUGAGAAAUUUUACGAAUAGAAGCUACAUUGACUGGAAGAAUGAAAAACAGUCUGAAAAGACGAAUAUAAUAAAUGUGGACACAAAGAGUAAUAAUGACAAUAAUGAAAUUUUAGAAAAACAAAAUAAUGUGCAAAAACAAGAUAUUGAGAAGAAAAACAAUGUUGUCAGUCUGAAUGAUCAUGGUAUAGAUAAUACUUUGCCAGAAGUUUCAAAUGUCGCUAUAGCUGAUGAAGAAAAAGAAAAAAAUAAUACUCUUGAACUUCCCAAAGAUAGUAAAAGCAAGGUAAUAUUAGAAGAGAAUAACUUAGACAAAAAAGUUGAAAAGAAAUUGAAGACAAGUGAAAGUGUAGACAAUACAGAAAAUGAAAAAAUUAAGGAUACUGGAGAGAAAAAUGAAAGUGAUGCAGAUGUAUUGAAAUUUGAGCUGAACAUAAAUGAUGACAUUACAUUUAGUAAAAAGAAAGUUGAAAAAGUUGUGAAUGGAUUUCUUCUCAUACUACCUGACACUUUAAAAACGUCUCAGAUGGUAGGAGAGACUGGGUACGAUAGUUACCUUAGAGAUGCUCACAAACAGUGUCAACAAAGAGCGAUACAAACAUUCUCUUUUGAUUGGCCGAAUUUAUUAACAGAUGGCUGUUUGGCUGCAACGACAGAUGAUUCUUUUUAUGAGGGUGCAUUUUUGCAUACUAUUUUCAAAAGAUUGCAAAGAAUUUUAGCUCAGCCAUUCGAAAUUAAUUUGGAAGUAACUGCUAUCAUCUCCACACUGUGUCAGUUCCGUCAUCCGUAUUUACAUGAAUUUCUUAUGGACACGUCAGGCGUGACAAAAGAUUCUAUAUUGACUCCUCACAGAAUAUUACAAAAAAUCUGUCAAGACGUUCGAAAUAGAACAUCUAGGAUAUCCAACUUUCAAACCUCUUUACUAAAUGUACGCAAAAACUUAAUUGGGUUGAGUCAUCACACGACAGAUAUACCAGAUGAAGCUUUCAUGGAAGGGGUAAUUGUUUUAGAAGAAUUUUGUAAAGAGCUGGCAGCCAUUGCGUUUGUUACAGCAACAAUGGAGCAAUCUCAAGAUAUUUAGCUUGAUUUUAUUUUAAUGAAUUUUUUAUAGUUCUGUCUUUUUGUAAACCCCCUGAAAUUUUCGUCCUUGUUUAUUAUAUACAUUUUAUAAAAAUCAAUCAGUGUAAUAUUUAUUAUUCUAUGGUUUCGGUUAUAAUGUAAUAAUGAACCAAUCAAAAUCAUGCAUUUUUGCCACUCCCCACUCAAUUAUGCCAGCCGGCAGUAUGCACACUGUCGUUUCUAAGUUUUGUGUUUCAUUUUUAUCUUGCUUUAUCAAUUUUUAGUGAAACGUCUGUUUACAGGGUUUCCUCAUGACAUGGUGUGUACAUCUCACUGUUUAUUUUAUGCCAACCCUUCUCUUUUCUUUUGUUUGUAUAAACAUCGCCCUGUUUCGUUCGUUGACACAUACCUACAUAUACUGCACAGGUUAUAGAUGUUUAGAACCCGAUCACAACAUGAUAUCAUUUGAAUUUAGCCUCGUUUAAGUUUGUGCAGAUAUACCAUUUUGUUGUAAUCGCUGAAUAAAUGUUGGUUUCGCGAAUUGAGAUGUAUAUUGUAUCAUCUUAAAAUUUAUAUGAAUUUUCAUAUUGUUUAUAUUUAGAAAUAAAUUUGACAUGAUUUGUCACUUUCUAUCA
Molecule: messenger RNA, 3086 nt
Organism: Hydractinia symbiolongicarpus
Lineage: Eukaryota; Metazoa; Cnidaria; Hydrozoa; Anthoathecata; Hydractiniidae
Product: FHF complex subunit HOOK interacting protein 2A-like
Exons: 20
Coding region: 89-2473 (794 amino acids)
Source: RefSeq, a predicted model, not a curated record